Molecule: messenger RNA, 1576 nt
Organism: Meleagris gallopavo (turkey)
Lineage: Eukaryota; Metazoa; Chordata; Aves; Galliformes; Phasianidae
Gene: MREG
Product: melanoregulin
Biological process (GO): melanocyte differentiation; melanosome transport
Cellular component (GO): melanosome
Source: RefSeq, a predicted model, not a curated record
ACGCACAGCUUCGCUCCCCAGCGCUCUCGAGCAUCUGAGUGGCCAUAAUUCCCCGGAAGGGGAUGGUAAUGAAUCAGCGUCGCCCCGGAACGAAGAAGAGGGGGAGAAAUAUGAGCAUGCCCUGCCUUCCUCUGCCCGUGCCCUGCGUGCUCGCACUGUGCAGGGCCCCGGAGGGCGAGCGUGAUGCCCUGUGGCAGCUGAAGGCACGGGGGAUCCAGGGGGGAGCCAGGGAGGGGCACGGGGACGGGCAGAGCUCAGCGCUGCUGCGCCCAUGGGGCUGGGGGCCUGGCUGCGCUCGCUUGGCGGCUGCUGCGGCUGCUGCGGCGGGGAGGCAGCAGCCCCUGAGAAGGAGCCGCUGCUCAGCAACAACAACCCGUAUGCUUCCUUUGGGGCCACACUGGCAAGGGAUGAGGAGCAGAACCUUUGGAGCACUCCACACGACGUGACCCACACAGAGGCAGACGACGACCGGGUGCUGUACAACAUGAUUGUGGGCCGGAGCCAGCUGGACAAGGACUCCGAGGAAUGGCAAAAGCUCAACUAUGAUAUUUAUACCUUACGGCAAACACGGAAAGAAGUGAGAAGCAGGUGGAAGCACAUUUUGGAGGAUUUAGGUUUCCAGAAGGAAGCAGACUCCCUCUUGUCAGUGACCAAACUCAGCAUUGUCAGCGACUCUCAGAACAUGAGCAAAGCCCGGGACAUCCUGCUAAAGCUCUCUGAAGAGACAAACAUCUUCCCAACCAGCUGGGAGCUGUCUGAGCGUUACCUCUUUGUGGUGGACCGGCUGAUCGCUCUGGAUGCUGCGGAUGAGUUCUUCAAGCUGGCCAGUGUGGUCUACCCAAAAAGAGCCAGCAUGGAAAGAGUGGAUGAGAAGCACACCCCUGCCAUGACGCCCUGAGGAGCAUGGGGACAGUGGGCUUACCUUCCCUUGGGACCAGGCUCCUGUGCCAAGGGGCUGCAGCAUGAGUAGUGCUGUUCCCUGUUUCCCUGCCCAGGAGUGGGCUGGCGAUGCCCCGCAAGGAAGGCAUGGGAAUUCAGUCCAUCACAGUGUAGGGUAUGCUGUGUAGGGUAUGCAAAUAGGCACAGGGAGCCCUGCACCACUAGCUGCAAACGAUGUCCCUAAUGGCAGCACUGCGAGGACGUCCACCUUGUCACCUCCCAUGGGACCUUCGCCUUCCUCAGCCAGGAAGGAAAAAUACCUCGCUCACCUGCAACCUCAUGACAUUUCUCUGUGCAACAGUCCCGUUCUUUGUCCGCAGGGAGUUGGCCCAGCAGCUCAGGACAGGACUGACAUCAGCAUCCUGGCUCUGUUGGGUGCUGGGUCCCCAGUGAUGGGCAUCUAGAGGAACUCAUGUCAAGGGAUGCUCAGCCCAGCACUGUGAACAAAGGUGCAUUUUAGCAAGGCUCCAUGGUUGGACCUGCUGAGAAAUAUUCUACCUGUAAUGCCCUCGGAUUGAUCACACCAACAUCUUCCUCCAUUUCCAAACGUCCAAGUCUUAACUGCAAUAAUAAAAAGCACCACAAAGUUGGUGGUCCGUGUAUAUAUGGUCAGUGCUGCUAAUGAAGAUUUUUAAUG